CACCCAGCCGGCCAGCCCACGCGGCCAGGCACGCCGCCUCCCCCACUCCCACGCCCGCACAGCUCAACUUCCCAUUUCUCCCUCUCGAACUGCACAUUUCUUUACCCUUUCACCGCGCGCGGGUGUUGGGGAAGGGGAUCCCUUUGCGUUCCACGCUAGCUCGCGCGCACCCCGCACACCGCCAUUUGCUCCUCCUUGCUGCUGCCACUAGAGUAAAUCUUUUCCCUUCCAUUUUCUUUCCCUUUUCCCCGCGCAUGCGCGAGUUCUGAUUGACGCCAUGGGGGACGCCGCCGCCGCCUCCACCUCAGCUCCCGCCACGCCGACCUCCAUCCUCAUCUGCCGGGAGGACGGCAACGACCUUUUCCCCGAUACCGACGACCGUGCUGGAGACGGCGGCGACGCGGACUUCUUCGUUGCUGCCACCGACCGUCUGCUGCUGGUUGACCAGGACGACGAGUAUGUCGCGGUGCUCCUGUCCAAGGAGAGCGCUUCCGCCGGCGGCGGCGCUCGGGCGGAGGAAAUGGAGGAGUGGAUGAAGGCCGUGCGCUCCGGGUGCGUCCGCUGGAUCAUCAAGACCACCGGGAUGCUCCGGUUCAGCGGGAAGACCGCGUACGUCGCGGUGACUUACCUCGAUCGGUUCUUGGCGCAACGGCAAGUCGAUAGGGGGAAAGAGUGGGCCUUGCAGCUGCUCGCGGUAGCGUGCCUGUCGCUGGCGAUAAAGUUGGAGGAGCACCACGCGCCGCGGCUGUCGGAGUUCCGGCUGGACGCGUACGAGUUCGACAGCGCGUCCAUCCUGCGGAUGGAGCUCCUCGUCCUGGGCACGCUCCAGUGGCAGAUGAUCACCGUCACCCCGUUCACCUACAUCAGCUGCUUCGUGGCGCGGUUCUGGCAUGAAGACCGCAGGGCGAUCAUCCUGCGCGCCGUGGAGUGCAUCUUCGCCGCGAUCAAAGCGAUGAGCUCGUUGGAGUACCAACCAUCCACCAUUGCUGCAGCAUCCAUCCUCGUCGCGAGCAACAAGGAGACAUCCGCCGCCAAUCUCGACGAGCUCAAGGCGAUCUUGGGCUCAUCAUGGCCGCAAUUAGACACCGGGCAUGUGUACUCCUGCUACAGUGUGAUGAUUCUGGAGGACAAGUCCUCCAUGCACUCGACGGAGGUGGCGUCCUCGGGUGUCUCUGUCGCCGCACACUUCGGGAGCCCGGACACCUCCGUGGGCGCCAAUAAUGCCGCUGGCACUGCCUCGCCGGCAGCCCCGGACAAUAAGAGGAGAAGGCUGCUUUCACCUCAGCGCCAGUAGGAGCUGGACAGUGGAGUCCAGCUCGCAUUUUAGCUCACCAUUUUCUUUUGUUUCAGUUGAGCCCUCAUCAGUGUUUCUCAGGGCAGGGGUGUCCAGAUGGGGGCAGGAUUUGAUUCUUCUGAUUAGUGCAAUCGUCACAGUUGAUUUGGUAAUUUAGCAUUGAAAAAGUUUUAAUUUUGAGAUCUUUCCCAGGCUCAAAAGGUAGUGUAAAGAGGAGAGAAGAAAGCUAAAACUGAAGAAAGCUCUGGCUCAAAGUGAGAAAGGCAAUCGAUAUACUCGUUAUUUUUAUUCUCACAAAAUUAGGGACAACAGACAUGGUCUUAAGUCGCCG
Molecule: messenger RNA, 1625 nt
Organism: Phragmites australis (common reed)
Lineage: Eukaryota; Viridiplantae; Streptophyta; Magnoliopsida; Poales; Poaceae
Product: cyclin-D5-3-like
Exons: 5
Coding region: 278-1294 (338 amino acids)
Biological process (GO): mitotic cell cycle phase transition; regulation of cyclin-dependent protein serine/threonine kinase activity
Cellular component (GO): cyclin-dependent protein kinase holoenzyme complex; nucleus; cytoplasm
Molecular function (GO): cyclin-dependent protein serine/threonine kinase regulator activity
Source: RefSeq, a predicted model, not a curated record